This is a messenger RNA of Orbilia oligospora ATCC 24927, 1662 nucleotides long. RefSeq lists its product as uncharacterized. Lineage: Eukaryota; Fungi; Ascomycota; Orbiliomycetes; Orbiliales; Orbiliaceae. The record is from RefSeq and is a predicted model, not a curated record. Bases 1 to 1662 code for a protein of 553 amino acids. The transcript has 4 exons.
AUGUUAGGAGUCCUAUUGGCGUUCUACGCCACCUCCGUGGUAGCCUCCCCCUCCGGCUCGAAGCUCACCAACCUCCAUCGUCGCAUGGAAGUCCAAGCCCGUCCAGACAUGGCAAAAGACCAAUACACACCCGGCAAGAUCCCCGUAACCUUCAACAUGACCGAUUCAGCGCGCCAAAAGAUGGGAUGGAUCGCACACGUUGGUAUCUCCGGAGAAAAAUACGGACUUAUGCUCGACAACAUGAUUUCCACAACCUGGCUUUAUAGCCCUAUGGAUAAGAAUAAGUGUGAGAUGGAGAUGAAGGGAUCUAGAGAAGGGAUGAACUACUGUUAUAUGAUGAAAACGGGAGAUAAGAUGUUGGAUGGGGUGCAGCCGUUUAUGUUGAAUUUUACGGGCCCUGGUGGGUAUGGUGUUAGUGGGACUAGAGCGGUUGUUACUACCGUCUCUUGUCCUGAGAUGAGUGGAGGAGCGAAGUUCCCUGUUGCGGCCGGGUUGGUGGAUAAUACUUAUAUUAUGGGAGCUGGUGGGGCUCCUCCUGAACAGCAUAUGUAUCACGGUGUUCUUGGAUUGUCUAAGAUGGACACUCAUGUCUUCGAACUCGGGGGGAAGAAGGAGCAUAUCUACCAGACUCCGUUCCAGGCUUCAAGCGGCUGGGACUACUUUACCACCUAUUUCAACCACAAGGCUGACGAUGAUAAGACCUACAUCGGUCUUCAAUACAUGGAUGAAGCCGCCAAGAUGGGCGAACUCACCACCAUCGCCUCCGUUGGCGAUCAAUGGUCCGUCACCGCUGAUGCAACCUGGAAAGUCAAGGUUUGGGAACAGAACGUCAUGGUUGGAGACGAAAACGCCGCUCCAGAGGUCCGCUUCAACCACCCAUUCCCAGCUGUAAACAUGUCUCAAACUGCAAAUAUCCACCUUGACCUAGCCUCUGGCACCACCUUCGUCGACUUGGGCACUGCGAAGGCAAUCUACAAGGCCUUUGACGGAAGCUGCAAUUACUACCCCGUCUCAGGUUGGAAGAACGAACGUCUCCCACUCUGCACCUUCCCCGUUGAGGUCUUCCGUAACAUGACUUCAGGCGAGGAAUGGGUUAUGCCUACCAAGGCUGGUAAAUUCUCCCUUCCAUUCGGAAAGGCCGAUGUUCAGAUCAUUCCAGAUACUAUGAUCGAUCUUGUUGAUGGUCCUUGUUUCCAUAAGCGUGGUCGUAUGGGUAAGGGCCACUAUGGUGCUAAGGUCGAAGAAGAAAUGGGUGAUCAUGAGGGUGAAAUGGGGAUGGAUGAAGGUUACGUAGGAGGUGAUCCAGCAACAAGGGCUGAUAAGAGGGAUAUGGGUGGUAAGUAUGGUAAGGAUGGAAAAAUGAGUGGUGAUAUGAUGCCAGAGGUUGAGUCUUGCUAUGCAAACGCAUAUGGAAAGGUCCAACCAAAUGUCUUUGAUACCAAAGCCGAUCAGAACAAGAUGUACUGGAAGUACGGAGAAGUUUUCUUCAAGAACGCUUUCGUCAAGUGGACCGCUGGUGCCAGUCCAUCUAUUGGAGUAGCUGAAUAUGCCGCCAUGCCAGGAGCAAUGGUAGCAGCUCCUAGCGGUAACAAGCGCGGCGGAAGUGGCAAGAAGCGCACAAUGGCUCGCUACAAGAAGCAUCUUCCUCAGUCAGAGAUGUAG